This is a messenger RNA of Myzus persicae (green peach aphid), 1191 nucleotides long. RefSeq lists its product as uncharacterized. The record is from RefSeq and is a predicted model, not a curated record. NCBI's taxonomy places the organism in Eukaryota, Metazoa, Arthropoda, Insecta, Hemiptera, Aphididae. The transcript has a single exon. The coding region runs from base 353 to 1135 and encodes 260 amino acids.
AGUCGUGUCGUGUCGAAACCUAUACGUGGUUUUACUGUGAUUUAUUUAUUAUUAUUUAAUAAUUAUUAUUAUGAGUUCGUCAACUAUGAGUUAUUUAUAUCGACACAUAAUUCAAAAUGAAGAGAUGUGAGAACAUUUUUUAAGCAUACGCGGUUUAUUACCAAUUGACGACCAAACAUGUACAAAAAUUAAAAACCAAACAAUUUGUGGUGGCGAGUUAAAAAAAGUUCUGAAAAAUAGUCGAAAACGUGAUUCGGAAGGUAAUAUUUUGAAAACAAUUUAUAAUCGAUGUACGAAAAAAGGAUGCCAAACAUUUUAUUCCAUACGCAAGAACAACAACUUUUUUACAUAUAUGGAUAAAAAUGGGAAGUGUAACAGUGGUUUAAGUUUGUGCGAUAUCGUAGAACUUGUUUGGUAUUGGGUAUUUCAAAUAAAGGUAACACAAGCCGAGGUAUUUACGAAAAAAUCAAGAUCAACUAUAGUUGACUGGUAUAAUUUAUGUCGAGACGUAGCAGUAGCUGAAUUUCAAAAACGUAAAAAAAUGGGAGGUCCUGGUCUAGUUGUACAAAUAGAUGAAUCCUUGUUCCAAGGUAAAAGGAAAUAUAAUCGUGGAAGAUUACGUCUUGGAGACCGCAAACCCGAAGAAAAUGAAGAUGAAAAUGAAGAAAGUUCAGAUGAAGACGAAGUAAUAAGUAAUCAAAAUUACGGACAACGAAUUCAAGGGCCAUGGAUUUUUGGUUUGUGUUGUAAACAUGAUGGCAUUUUAGAGAGACGUUUUUUUAAAGUUGAAAAGCGUGAUCGAAAUACAUUACUGCCAAUUAUAUUAAACGAAGUUGAACAAGGUACUACUAUAUAUUCCGAUAAAUGGCGGGCGUAUUCUACUUUAAAUGAACAUGGGUUUAUCCAUAAAACGGUCAAUCAUUCAGAAAAUUUCAUUGAUCCAAUAACUGGUGCUGAGACCCAAACUAUAGAAACUCUUUGGAGACACGUCAAAAAUAAAUAUAACAUUAAAACCCGGGGAGCGACUAACAUAUUACAAUCCCAACUUCAAGAAGAGUGGUGGCGCUCGUGCCACCAACCAACUGAAGACCUGUUUGAAGUAUUCCUUGGAGCGAUCAAAAAUACGUAUACAUAACUACACAGUAUAAAAAAAAUGACAAAGAAGAAAUUCUGCAUUAUAAAGGUAAGACA